Messenger RNA from Mirounga angustirostris (Northern elephant seal), 4549 nucleotides. RefSeq names its product interleukin 17D (gene IL17D). Lineage: Eukaryota; Metazoa; Chordata; Mammalia; Carnivora; Phocidae. The record is from RefSeq and is a predicted model, not a curated record. Gene Ontology annotation, molecular function: cytokine activity. The transcript is spliced from 3 exons. Gene Ontology annotation, biological process: inflammatory response. The coding region runs from base 116 to 745 and encodes 209 amino acids. Gene Ontology annotation, cellular component: extracellular region.
GGGGGCGUGAGUCUGAGGGCGGCGGGCUCCGGCGUCGCAGGCGCGGGCCCCGCAGGCUCCGUCGCUGACCGGCCGGGCGCGGCGCGCGGAGCGUCGAGGUCGCCGCCGCCGGGGGAUGGCGCGUGCGGGGGUCUGGAUGCUGGUGGUCGGCGUCCUGCUGGCGUUGGCGCCGGGCCGGGCCGCAGGCGCCCUGAGAGCGAGCAGACGCCCGGCGCGGCCGCGGGGCUGCGCCGACCGGCCGGAGGAGCUCCUGGAGCAGCUGUACGGCCGGCUGGUGGCGGGCGUGCUGGGCGCCUUCCACCACACGCUGCAGCUGGGGCCGCGCGAGCAGGCGCGUAACGCGAGCUGCCCGGCAGGGGGCAGGCCCGGCGACCGGCGCUUCCGGCCGCCCACCAACCUGCGCAGUGUGUCGCCGUGGGCCUACAGAAUUUCCUACGACCCCGCCAGGUACCCGAAGUACCUGCCCGAGGCCUAUUGCCUGUGCAGGGGCUGCCUGACCGGGCUCUUCGGGGAGGAGGACCUGCGCUUCCGGAGCGCCCCGGUGUACAUGCCCACCGUCAUCCUGCGGCGGACCUCGGCCUGCGCGGGCGGCCGCUCGGUGUACGCGGAGGAGUACGUCACCGUGCCGGUGGGCUGCACCUGCGUCCCCGAGCAGGAGAAGGAAGCAGACAGCAGCAACUCCAGCGUGGACAAGCAGGGCCCCAAGCUCCUGCUCGGCCCCAGCGACAAGCCGGGCCGGCCCUGAGGCCCUGCCGCUGUCCGAGGCCCCUCUCCCUGGAGCGCGCGGGCUGGUUCCACCUCCCAGGAGCGAAAACGAAGACGGAAAGGGGUAAAGGCCGCAACCGAACGGGAGAGGUUUCUGACCCGGCGGCUUGGCAGCUCACGCGCACACAGCAUCAUCCCCUGGUUUUCCUGGAGGCAGCAGCACAGAGUCGGUGAAGGCUGCCGGGAGGUUACCCCGUACAUUGCAGCAGGCAGGGCGCGGACGGCCAGGGCCCGCGGAAGGUGGCUGGAGCCUGGCAAGCGCAGAAGUGUCUUCGUGGCCCUCCCUCCGCGGCCCUCCGGGCUCAGACCCUUCCCCCACCGCCCAGCUACAGUGCGGCGCCCUUAGGACGCUCUGGGAAGCGGGGCGAGCCUUCACAAGAUAGAUGGUAAAUGGGUGCUUCUAAAAGGGGGCUUUUUUUUUUUUAAGUGGAAUAUAUUCCUACUUUUUUGUUCAAUGUUUUCAAUGAGGCAGAAACUAUUUUUAUAUUAGGAAUUUUGAGUAUAUUAAAAAUUUUUUACUUGACAUGUAUUUUAUAACCAUUCUGUUGUCACUUCCUCUGGUAAGAUUUUUUAGAAGCACAGCUGGAAUCCUCAGAUAAACUUUUUAGCUGGCACUGGGGCCCGAGUCCCUGAAUUCAGCCUGUCCCCAGUUGCUGGCCAUAACAAAACGGACAGGGUUGAAUGUGACCUCCGUGAAGAUUUUCACAGGCUGCUCCAUGAAUAAAAGAGAAGCGCAGGAGGCUCAGCUCACCCCAGGCUGGCCAGGCAUUCCAGAAACCUCAAACGUGGUUUGUUCGUGACUGUAUAAAUGGCCACAGAUGUAUACAAUUAAAUACUUCUUCACUUUUGAAAGUAAGUGGAGCCCAAUAAGAGGUCACGGUGGGACAGGGCAAGAGGUGGAAUGUGCUAUCUUUGUCAAUUCUCAGAAGAGUCCAAGUCUUAGCUUAGUUGCAAGGGCUUCAGGAACUAGCCAAAUAGGAGAAGCAGGCCAGCUUAUGAUUUCCAGAAAUCAGUAUUGGGGGCCUCUUUUUCUACAUCCUUCAGUGUGAGCUAAAACCAUACUCUCUUCUGUAGGCUGGAAGUUUGUCCUUGAACACAAUUAUUUGUAAAAGUGACAAGUUCUUUUUAAAUCAUUAAAGCAAUUGUAGGUGAAGGGCAUGUUGGCUGUGUGCAUUUCUCUCUGGGCUCCACUCAUUUUUAGAGGAAACUAUUUUAGUCUUCACUUUAUCGUAAUUUUAUGGUUGAAGUUUAAAUUAAGAUCUGAUUUGGUCUUUGAAAGAUCAACUACUCCUGCAAAGUCAGUCUCUCUUCUGUGACACCCCAACCAAGCCAAGAAGUGUCCCUUAUUUAUAUGUAUCUUUUUUUAAGAUUUUUUUUUUUUUUUUAAUUUGUCAGAGGAGCACAAGCAGGGGGAGUGGCAGGCAGAGGGAGAAGCAGGCUCCCUGCAGAGCAAGGAGCCCGGCUCAAGACUCGAUCCCAGGACCCUGGGAUCAUGACCCCAGCCGAAGGCAGACGCUUAACCCACUGAGCCACCCAGGCGUCCCUAUUUAUAUGUAUUUCACUCUCAAACUUCAGCUGUCAGUAACAGAGCUUUAGCUCCUUAGUUACCAAGUAUUAGCCUUAGUUUGAUCUACAUGGAAGGUUCACUGAGAGAACUUUCAACUUGUAUUGACAGAGGUUGUAUGUGAAAAAUACAUUGCUGAGCAAAAUCCAGAUUUUCCAAAAAUUCAGAAAUUCAAAAUUGAAAGUGUUAGCUGUGGAUAGUUCUGUACAAUCUGGGGAAUUUUACUUCUGCAUUCAAUCUCUGGGGGAGUGGUGUGUGUGGAAAAAAAGGUAUCCCCAGUGGUAGUAUAUCUGGAAUACAUUCUUGUCCGGAGCAAUCUUUCAUUGCCAGCUCAAAAAUAAUAUCAAAUCCAUAAAUUAAAAAGAAAAACUGCUUUUAAAGCAGUGGCUUGGGUAAUCGUUACAUUCACUGCCACUAUUGGGUUACAUUUUCCAGCUACUCAAAUAUUAAUAGUGCAAACAUCAGAGGAGACUAGACUUAAGGAGAGUAGACAUUUGGGGAAACUAUCACGGUUUUAUUUUUAUUAUUAGUUUAACUAAUUAGCUUGUGAAAAGGUAGCAAAUUCCCUGUGGAAGAAAUUUAGCUUUCCAUUCUAUAGAACCGGAAAGGCAACCUUUCUUUGUGUUUUCUCUCUGAAUGGAAUAUUCAUCCACUUAAUAUUUAUUGAGCACUUGCCCUGUUCCAGGCCCCUGAGAGCCACCUGUGAAGCAGGCACAGUCUCCGUCCUCGGCCGAAAGCAGACCCUGCACGGGCUGUCAGAGCACAGUUAGGCGUUGGCGGGCCGCUCCUCACAGGACGUGCGGCCCCGUGAAUCUGAGCCACAUUUUCCUCCCUUAUAAAUGGAUGGUGCCGCCUCCUUCAGUCCCUGUGAGGACCACACACCGUCUGUAAAGCACAGCGCCUGGCACAUAGGAGGUAUGAGAACAUACUGGCCGCAGUGAUUUAUAAGCUACACUGAAAAUAAAUAUCAAGCUAUUCUUUCUUCAUGUUAUGUUUACUGCUUUAGCAAGGAUAGGUCAUUACAAUGACUUUUUGUAUAAAAGUUUAAAAAAUCGGGGCGCCUGGGUGGCUCAGGGGGUUAAGCGGCUGCCUUCGGCUCAGGUCAUGAUCCCAGGGUCCUGGGAUCGAGCCCCACAUCCGGCUCCCUGCUCAGCCGGGAGCCUGCUUCUCCCUCUUCCUCUGCCUCUCCCCCUGCUUGUGAACUCUCUCUUUCUCUGUCAAAUAAAUAAAUAAAUAAUCUUUAAAAAAAAUAAAUAAAAUAAAAAAUAAAAUAUCUAUCCCUAGGCAGCAGCAACCAGAUAGAAUAUGUUGGAGUGAAUGUUAACUAAUGGCAAUUAAAAUUAAAACUUGAAAAAAAAUAUGUUGGAGGGAGAGGGGGGUGAUAGUCUGGGGAGAUACUGUUUCAGGGAAUAAGGAGAGUUUAUUGGGCAGAAUUUUGUUCCCUUGCUAUACGAACGCGGUGUUGUGGAGCAGAGAGAGCUUGUUACUGUGUUUCAGCAAAGGCCUGGGGAAGCUGCCGGCCACAGCAGUCCUGACAGCCGGGGUGGAGGAGCGGCCCCUCCCGCGCGGGCCUAGGCACCCCGCUCACCGGUGCCCACAGUGAACGCAGCGGCGCCGCGCGGGCCGGCCACUUCAGUCCCGGGCUUCACGGAGCAGCACACUUUGCUAGUGGGAGGUCCACGGCUUCGCCCCUCCUCUCCAGGGAGCGCCACGGGCCGACGUUUCCUUCAAGUCAUUCUACCUGGAGGGCUUCCAGGCAGCCCUCGGGACGGACGCACCUCGCUGGUUACUGAAGACUUUUUCCAGCCGACUGACAGUAUAUCUACUGUAUGCUUGCUUGAUAAAAACAGAAUCAUUUGGGAAUAUCAACCAAAACCCAUCACAGAUGCCAACAGUUCCACAUUCAGGGUCCAGUUACCCAAACUGCUCGGGUUGCCGCAGGUCUUUUAGCAAGGCAAAGGGAGAAAAGGGUCAUUGCUGAACCCGCUCUGAUUUGAGAGAGGAAUGGAAGGGAAGAGCGUGACGUUCCCAUGGGAAAUGGGGUUUCCAAGUGCCUCUGGCAUUUCAUUUGUUCCAGCUGCCGGGGUUCCCCAUCACCCCCAAACAACCCCGCGAGGUCGCUGUAUGGAUUUCUGAAUUGUCAGCAACACGGAACUUACUAUCCUCUUUCCACUCACGCUAUGGUUAUUUUGUCUCAGUGCGAAUCUCUUAAAUUAGCAA